Prosopis cineraria is the source of this 1442-nucleotide messenger RNA. RefSeq names its product ferrochelatase-2, chloroplastic-like. Bases 233 to 1402 code for a protein of 389 amino acids. Gene Ontology annotation, molecular function: protoporphyrin ferrochelatase activity. The record is from RefSeq and is a predicted model, not a curated record. NCBI's taxonomy places the organism in Eukaryota, Viridiplantae, Streptophyta, Magnoliopsida, Fabales, Fabaceae. The transcript has 9 exons. Gene Ontology annotation, biological process: heme biosynthetic process.
CUACAAUUGCCUCAAACUACGAUUUUUAAAAUAGACCGAACAGAGAGAAAGAAAUUGUUUUUAGCGUACGUCCUACUAAAUUUUACUAACUUCCAUUCAGAGUUCACCUUCUGCUCAGUAGGAGCUCGUUGUAAUUCCUAGUCAUCAGUGUUAGGGCUUCAAACAAAGCAGUAAGCGAAGAAACAUCAGUGUUGCUGCUUGGUUGCGUUGAUUCACGAAGUUAUUUCAAGCUAUGAACUCUCCAACCCAUCCCCCUUCAUCUUCCUCUUCUUCUUCCUCGUAUGCGUUUCGUCCUCCUCCAUUCCUCACUCAUGCUUCUCGUAAUUGCAAGUUUCCUCUGUUGUUGCCACAGGCAAUCCGUACUUCCCAAAAGAUGUAUCGCUGUUCUAGGGCCCAUAUGGAGGCUCCUAUUAACGCUAGCCCCUCAAAAAAUUACAUAAUGACCAGAUGUUCUCAUGGAUGGUCUGGCGCACAAGCUUUUUUUUCCAAGCAAUCAAUCAACAAGCACUUGUUGCCAGCGGGAGCUUUAUCAACUUCAACAACUCAAACUGUUUCUGGUACACCUCUUGUUGGCGACGAUAAGAUUGGUGUACUAUUGCUAAACCUUGGAGGUCCAGAGACUCUUGAAGACGUGCAGCCAUUUUUGUUCAACCUUUUUGCUGACCCAGAUAUUAUACGGUUGCCAAGGUUGUUUGGUUUCCUUCAAAAGCCGUUGGCCCAAUUUGUGUCUGUUUUAAGAGCACCAAAGAGCAAAGAAGGCUAUGCUUCAAUUGGUGGUGGCUCUCCUCUUAGACGUAUAACUGAUGCACAGGCUGAAGAGUUGAGAAAAUCUCUUUGGGCAAAAAAUGUUCCUGCAAAGGUUUAUGUUGGCAUGCGUUACUGGCAUCCAUUCACUGAAGAAGCUAUUGAACAGAUUAAAAGGGAUGGAAUUACAAAGCUUGUUGUUCUUCCACUUUAUCCACAAUUUUCAAUAUCAACCAGCGGUUCGAGCUUACGUCUUCUGGAGAGUAUAUUCCGUGAGGAUGAGUAUCUAGUCAACAUGCAGCACACUGUAAUUCCUUCAUGGUACCAGCGUGAAGGAUACAUAAAGGCCAUGGCAAAUUUGAUUGAAAACGAGUUAAAUAGUUUUGACAACCCUAAGGAGGUGGUGAUAUUCUUUAGUGCGCAUGGAGUUCCACUUGCAUAUGUGGAAGAGGCUGGUGACCCAUACAAGGCAGAGAUGGAGGAAUGUGUGGAUUUGAUUAUGGAAGAACUAGAGAAAAGGAACAUAACUAAUUCCUACACCCUCGCGUAUCAGAGUAGAGUUGGACCAGUGGAAUGGUUGAAACCUUAUACGGAUGAGACGAUAAUUGAUCUUGGAAAGAAGGGAGUGAAAAGUCUGCUGGCUGUGCCAAUUAGGUAAUAUUAGCCUUCCGUUUUUGUGAUAUUACCUUGCUCCUAUC